Molecule: messenger RNA, 5358 nt
Organism: Callorhinus ursinus (northern fur seal)
Lineage: Eukaryota; Metazoa; Chordata; Mammalia; Carnivora; Otariidae
Gene: RIGI
Product: RNA sensor RIG-I
Biological process (GO): antiviral innate immune response; cytoplasmic pattern recognition receptor signaling pathway
Cellular component (GO): cytoplasm
Molecular function (GO): double-stranded RNA binding; zinc ion binding; single-stranded RNA binding
Source: RefSeq, a predicted model, not a curated record
CAGAAAAUGAAAUGUAAGUCAGACUGGGAAGAGAUAUUUAGAAUACGUAUAUUUGACAGUGGGCUCAUAUCCAGAAUAAAUAGCUUGUAAAUCCGUAAUACAAAGAAAACUCAAUCAGGCAAAAGAUGGGAACAAUACCUCACUAAAGAAGAUAGAUGAAUGAAUGGCCAAUAAAUACAUGCAAAUGUGCUCACAUCAUUAACCGUGUGAGGAGUUAAAACCACAAUGAAACACCAUUUCACACUGACCAAAAUGGCAAAUUGACCAGUGUGUAUCUACUGGAGCUCUUACUCUACCAGUGGGGAUGCAAAACUGUACAUCUAUUUUGGAAAACGGGGGGCAGGCUUCUGUGACGUUAAACAUGCACUUACCAUAGGACCUACACGACCAGGAGGAAGCAGUUACACCCACACACAUUUUUCAAAACUCAUGGAAUUAUACACUUAAAAUCUGCAUUUUAUUGAGUCCAAACUUUCCUGAUAUAAAAGCAAAAUGAAAAAAACGGCCUCUCUGGGUGAGCGAACGCCCACAGGUUGGCAAACCAGGCAGCCAGAGGACGCGAAAGCUCGGAAAAAUGCGGUCAGGGAGGCGGGGACCUGCGGCAGUCCAGCUGCUGUGGCAUGCCCCGGCAGGCUGCUAGUUGCAGUUUCGAUUUCCUGUCUGCUCUUGAGGUUCCCGGGCGGCUCCGCCCCUCAGCACUGGAUCUGGGUCCUCUUGUCAGAAGAUCCGUGGAAGCCCGCCGCCGCCAGGCUUUCAAGGGAGUGGGACGCGGGCGAGGCGGGGACCUCACCCGGAGCCAAGCCGCCAGCAUGUCGGCCGAGGAUCGGCGGAAUCUGCACGCUUUCCGGGACUAUGUCACGAAGACUCUGGACCCUACCUACAUCCUGAGCUACAUGGCCCCCUGGUUUAAGGACGAUGAGGUACAGCAUAUACAGGCUGAGAAAAACAACAAGGGCACAAUGGAGGCUGCCUCACUUUUUCUUAAGUUCCUAUUGGAGCUCCAGGAAGAAGGCUGGUUCCGUGGCUUUUUGGAUGCCCUUGUUCAUGCAGGUUAUUCUGGACUUUAUGAAGCCAUUGAAACUUGGGAUUUCCAAAAAAUUGAAAGUCUAGAGGAAUAUAGAAUGCUUUUAAAGCGUUUACAACCAGAAUUUAAAACCACAGUUAAUCCAAAAGAUAUCCUUCCUAAAAUAUCUGAAUGUUUAAUUAGUCAGGAAUGUGAAGAAAUUAUACAGGUUUGUUCCAACAAGGGGCUGAUGGCAGGUGCGGAGAAAAUGGUUGAAUGCCUUCUCAGAUCAGACAAGGAAAACUGGCCCAAAACUUUGAAACUUGCUUUGGAGAUAGACGAGAACAAGUUCAGUCAACUGUGGAUUGUGGACAAAGAUGCAAAAAAUGCUGAACCGAAAGUUCUUGAGGAUGAUGAAAUAGAAACUUCUGACAUACAGAUUUUCUAUAAGGAAGAACCAGAAUGCCAGAAUCUUAGUCAGAACUCAUCUCCACCUUCAGCCUCUCCUACUUGCACCCCACUGAAGCCAAGAAAUUACCAACUAGAGCUGGCUUUCCCUGCUAAGGAAGGAAAAAACACAAUAAUAUGUGCUCCUACUGGUUGUGGAAAAACCCUUGUUUCCCUUCUUAUAUGUGAACAUCAUCUUAAAAAAUUUCCACAAGGACAAAAGGGGAAAGUUGUCUUUUUUGCUAAUCAACUCCCAGUGUAUGAACAGCAGAAAUCCGUGUUCUCCAAAUAUUUUGAAAAACUUGGGUACAAAGUUGCAGGUGUUUCUGGAGCAACAUCUGAGAAUAUCUUAGUGGAACAGAUUGUUGAGAACAAUGACAUCAUCAUUUUCACUCCACAGAUUCUUGUGAAUAACCUUAGAAAUGGGACUCUUCCAUCACUCUCUGUCUUUACUUUGAUGAUAUUUGAUGAAUGUCACAACACCGGUAAACAUCAUCCUUACAAUAUGAUCAUGUUUAAUUAUCUAGAUCAGAAACUUGGAGGAUCUUCAGACCUACUGCCUCAGGUCAUUGGGCUGACUGCCUCGGUUGGCAUUGGGGAUGCCAAAAACACAAUGGAAGCCAUGGAAUAUAUCUGCAAACUGUGUGCUUCUCUUGACACAUCAGUGAUAGCAACAGUCAAAGACAACUUGGAGGAAUUGGAAGAAAUUGUUUAUAAGCCCCAGAAGUUUUUCAGGAAAGUGGAAUCACGGACUACUGACAGAUUUAAAUGCAUCAUAUCACAGCUGAUGAGGGAGACAGAGAGUCUGGCAAAGAAUAUCUUUGACGAACUCGGUACCGUAACUCUGGAAAGUGUAUCUCAAAUUCAAAAUAGGAAUUUUGGAACACAGAAAUAUGAACAAUGGAUCGUUUCUGUUCAGAAAGCAUGCAUGGUGUUUCUGUUGCCCGACAAAGAUGAAGAGAGCAGGAUUUGUAAAGCCCUGUAUUUGUACACUUCCCACUUGCGGAAAUAUAAUGAUGCCCUCAUUAUCAAUGAGCAUGCACGGAUGAAAGAUGCUCUGGAUUACUUGAAAGACUUCUUCACUGAUGUCCGAGCUGCAGGAUUUGAUGAGAUUGAGCAGCAUCUCACUCAGAGAUUCGAAGAAAAGCUGGAGGAACUGGAAAGUGUUUCCAUGGAUCCCAGCAAUGAGAACCCUAAACUCCAAGAUCUCUCCUUCAUCUUGCAAGAGGAGUACCACUUAAACCCAGAGAGUAGAACCAUCCUCUUUGUGAAAACCAGAGCACUUGUGGAUGCUUUGAAGAAAUGGAUUGAAGAAAAUUCUGAACUCAGCUUUCUAAAACCUGGCAUAUUGACUGGACGUGGCAAAACAAAUCACAACACAGGAAUGACGCUCCCAGCACAGAAGUGUGCACUGGAUGCAUUCAGAACCGAUGGAGAUAAAAAGAUCCUGAUUGCCACCUCAGUUGCUGAUGAAGGCAUCGACAUUGCUCAGUGUAAUUUGGUCAUCCUAUACGAGUAUGUGGGCAAUGUCAUCAGAAUGAUCCAAACCAGAGGCAGAGGAAGAGCAAGAGGUAGCAAGUGCUUCCUUCUGACCAGCAAUGCUGAUGUAAUUGAAAAAGAAAAAAUAAAUAUAUACAAAGAAAACAUGAUGAAUGACUCCAUUUUAAGGCUUCAGACGUGGGAUGAAGCAGUAUUUAAAGAAAAGGUUCUCCAGAUACAGAUUCAAGAAAAAUUAAUCAGGGAUAGUCAAGGAAAAGUAGAACCUGUACCCGAUAAGGAAAAGAAGAAGCUGCUCUGCAGAAAGUGCAAGGGCUUUGCAUGUUAUACAUCUGACAUUAGAGUGGUGGAGGACUGCCAUUACACUGUGGUGGGAGAUGCUUUCAGGAAGUGCUAUGUGAGUAAAUUACACCCCAAACCAAAGAGCUUUGGGCAUUUUGAGAAGAGAGCAAAGAUCUUCUGUGCCAGACAGAACUGCAGCCAUGACUGGGGAAUCCAUGUGAAGUAUAAGACAUUUGAAAUUCCAGUUAUAAAAAUAGAAGGCUUUGUGGUGGAGGAUAUUACAACUGGAGCUCAGAAACUAUAUGCCAAGUGGAGGGAUUUUCCUUUUGAGAAGAGAUCCUUUGAUGCUACAGAAAUGUCCAAAGGACCUCAUGACCUCAGUCUUUAGCUACAGGGAAUGGAUGACCUUGACUGAAGAAAUUAGCCCCAGUGGGUACAGUCAUGGAUUGUAUGUACCCCUGUGAAGAUACUUUACGCAAGCUUGUAUCAAACUGAGUAUGUCACUUAACUUCACCCUCUGUUUAUUGUUUUCAGCAGUUUGAACUGUAUCACAUAUGUAAAGCACAAGUGAAUCAAAGCACUAAUACUCUGUAGGCCAAUGGAGCUCUAAGUACUUGGGAGAAAUUAAAAAACCUUAACUUCUUUUCCUAUCCUUCAUUUCACAACUGACUGCCAGUGUACACCCAGUAGCCAUUCAGUACACACUGGAAUGAAUGAAUGAAUGAACGAAUGAAAUGUUGAAAGUGUUUCCACCAUAAACUGACUUUUGCCCUUAAUAUACUGAAAUUGUUCUUAAGUCCUGUAAGACUGCCCCACCCCGUCCCACUUCAGGCAUCAGUUGCAGAUCCAGGUAAUCACCUGUGCCUCUCACUGACAGGCUGUAGGUCAGAGGUUCCCAUGACCUCCUCCUUGAAUUUGAUUAAUCUGCUAGAGUAGCUCACAGAACUCAGAGAAACAUUGUAUUUUCUUAAUCACCGGUUUAUUAGAAAAGGAUAUAACUAAGGAACAGCCAGAUGGAAGACAUGCAUAGGGCAAGGUGUGGGGAAGGACAAGGAGUUCCCACAGCCUCUCCAAAUCUCCACCUGUUCACCAGGUAGAAGCUCUCCAAACCCUGUCCUAUGGGUUUUUAUGGUGGCUUUAUUAUAUAAGCAUGACUGAUCAAAUCAUUGGCCAUUGGUGAUUGAUUCAACCUCCAGCUCCACUCCCCAGUUGUCAGGGGGUGGGACUGAGAGUACCAGCCCUAGAAUCAGAGUUGGUUGUUCUGGCAACCAGCCCCAUCCUUAGGUGCCCUCCAAAAGUCAUGUCAUUAGCGUUACAAGAGAUACCUUUGUCCCUUGUGUCACUUAGGAAAUUCCAAGGGUUGUAGGAGCCCAGUGCCAGAAAUGGGGAUGAAAGGCAAAUAUGUAUUUAUUAUAUAAAUCACAAUCUCACAAGUAUCUCUUUUUAUCUAUGAUUGCCUUUUUUGGAUGCUGUUGUUUAAGAACUCUAAUAGGAUGUUUAAAACACCUACUGGAGAUUUGAGAAAAGUUCUUUCAAGUAUCUAAAUGGUCCAGUUUGGAUGAAGGUGAAUAGUCCUCUCUUCAACCAACAGAAGGCAGACUGAAGGUGAAACAAAAAAAAUCUUGGAAUUUCCUUAUUGGAUUUUUUGCCCCGAGUCAAGCCACUGCCAGGCAUAGAGCCUGGAACAGAGUUAGGCACUCGGUUACUAUUUACGGAAUGAAAAAAACCUGGUAGGUAGCGUUUUAAGAAUGGCAGACUCUUGACUGAUGCCUAAAUGCUGGUCAUUGGAUUUCUCGGUCAAAAGCUGUAUGUCAGAACCAAGUGGGGAGUCUUUUUCAUGGGCACAUGCCCCACCUCCAUUAGGACAUCCUGGCAGGUGUCCAGACAUGGGUACUUUGUGAGGUUUCUCAGGUGGUUCACAUACAACCAAUCACACAACACCCGCAGGACCUUGUUUCUCUAUGGUUCCUGCCAGGGCUGACAUGGUGAUGGGUUUUUGACCGGAAAUGAGAAGUUGCCUUCGGUCAAAUGCCUGAUUGUGUAAUAAGGGCUGUAAACUCUGAUUCCUGUCCUUACAACUGAUAUUACUACUUUAUUUAAAAAAAUUAAAAAUUUUUUUUAAAUUUAAA